GGACCGAGCACCUUUUAUCUUCACUUCAGAGAUGGAGUAUUUCAUCACAGAAGGUGGAAAAAACCCACAGCGUUUCCAAGAGUUUGUGGAACUUUGCUGUCGAGCUUAUAAUAUAGUCAGGAAACACAGCCAAUUGCUCUUGAACCUGCUGGAGAUGAUGCUGCAUGCAGGGUUGCCUGAGCUGAACAGCGUCCAGGAUUUGAAGUAUGUGUAUGAUAACCUUCGUCCACAGGACUCAGACCUCCAAGCCACGAGCCACUUUACCAGGAAAAUAAAGGAAAGUUUAGAGUGCUUCCCUGUCAAACUCAACAACCUAAUCCAUACACUCGCACAAAUGUUAGCCACAGGCUUUGCCAAGCCUACAGAUUCACAGAGUGUUCCUCGGGAAUCCAACAUGCUGGAUGCAGAGAGGUCAAUUGCCCGAGCAACCAUUUUAGGGUUCAGCAAAAAGCCUGACUCU
This is a messenger RNA of Mauremys mutica (yellowpond turtle), 460 nucleotides long. Its product is annotated as phosphatidylinositol 4-phosphate 3-kinase C2 domain-containing subunit gamma-like. The annotation marks the transcript as partial. The record is from RefSeq and is a predicted model, not a curated record. Gene Ontology annotation, biological process: phosphatidylinositol-mediated signaling; phosphatidylinositol 3-kinase/protein kinase B signal transduction; cell migration. Gene Ontology annotation, cellular component: cytoplasm; phosphatidylinositol 3-kinase complex; plasma membrane. Gene Ontology annotation, molecular function: 1-phosphatidylinositol-4-phosphate 3-kinase activity; 1-phosphatidylinositol-3-kinase activity. The transcript is spliced from 3 exons. NCBI's taxonomy places the organism in Eukaryota, Metazoa, Chordata, Testudines, Geoemydidae.